AUGCAGCAGCAGCCGCCACCGCUGCCACCGCCCUCGUCCUACGAGCUCUUCUGCCAGGGGCACCUCCUUCGCCUGCAGCAUUGCCUCGACGACUUCUGGGAGCGGCAGCGGCGGGAGGCCGCCGACGUCGUCAUCACCGACCUCCCGCUGGCGAGGAUCAUGAAGAUCAUUAAGGCCGACGAGGACGUGAAUCAUGUCGCCUCCGAGGCCCUCGUGGUCUUCGCCCAUGCCUGCCGGUUGUUCGUCCUCGAGUUGACUCUCCGCUCCUGGGCCUACAGCCAGGAGAUGAAUCGCCGGAUGCUCCGGAUGAAUGACGUGGCGGUCGCCAUCGCCCGCCACGGGUCCUUUGACUUCCUCCUCGACAUCGUCCCGAUGCAGCGGCCGACGCUCGCGCCGCCGUCGCUGCCUCUGCCUCCUAUUCCGCCGUCGCCGCUGCCUGUCACGCCGCGACCUCUUCCGCUGUCGCCGGCGGCGGUGGCGGCGGUGGCGGCGGUCUCUACCGCCGCCGACCAGGUGUCCGUUGAUUUACUUUAUCCGGAGGACGUCUUCCUGCAGCAGCCGAAUCAGGGCAGUUGGCCAGAAUUUCAGCAGCCACAUUGA
Messenger RNA from Spirodela intermedia, 600 nucleotides. The record is from the annotation of a GenBank genome assembly. NCBI's taxonomy places the organism in Eukaryota, Viridiplantae, Streptophyta, Magnoliopsida, Alismatales, Araceae.